This is a messenger RNA of Pristis pectinata (smalltooth sawfish), 1651 nucleotides long. It is a transcript of the gene spata18, whose product is annotated as spermatogenesis associated 18. Bases 24 to 1484 code for a protein of 486 amino acids. NCBI's taxonomy places the organism in Eukaryota, Metazoa, Chordata, Chondrichthyes, Rhinopristiformes, Pristidae. The transcript is spliced from 13 exons. The record is from RefSeq and is a predicted model, not a curated record. Gene Ontology annotation, cellular component: mitochondrial outer membrane. Gene Ontology annotation, biological process: mitophagy by internal vacuole formation; mitochondrial protein catabolic process.
GUGUGAGUGGUUACUCCUCAGCUAUGGCUGAUACUUUGCGAAGGCUGGUCAACACAACGACAUACAAACUGCUGCAGAAUAAACUUGAAUCUUGGUACAAGGAAUAUCACAUCAACUCAUGUGAUCAGAACUUGAAUCGAUGCUGUGAACUUAUUGAACUGACCUCAAAAGUACAAAGUGAACUAUUCACCAUCCUCAGCCUUGCAGCAAGUGAAGGUGGUAUUUAUUCUGGCAUUGAUACCAUCAAAUCCCGCUUUCUGCCAUGGCUUGGGUCUAACUUUACAGUCAUUACCUCAGGGGUGACAUCUGACACCAGCCUUUCUCUCAUGCAGGAAUCUGCUGAAAAAGAUCGGAAACUGAAGGAGCUGGCAACAGCCCAUGAUCAGGAAAUGCUUGAGCUAGAGACCGAAUUAAAUACCACACGUCGCCAACUGGGAGCUGUCAAGCAAGAGUUAGCAGAAGCUCAUCUGGAACUGGACGAUACUCAGAACAAAUCAACUGCAACGUUCCUAGUGACGGAGGAUGAAAUAAUUAGACUGAGAACCGAACUGAGAGCAGUUCGAGAGCAAGUGAAAUACUACAAACAAAAGGUGGAUAUCCUGGAUGAUUAUGAACACAAGAUCAGACAACUAAAGGAUGAAGUCUCCUUCCUCUCAGCAGAGAAAUCCAUACUGCAGGAAAGAACCCUGGGGCGCCGUUCUCCAAUCUCUUUCCCAUCUGUGACCCGUUCCUCUCCAACUUAUGGUAAACUGACUAAUGCAUCUCGUCAAGCCCGACUGAUAUCCCGCUUCAAUGACAUCUAUGCCAACGAGCGCCUGAAUGCACAAAACCUCCUGAGGCGUUAUGUUGAUGAUUUGGAGAUGGUGCAGCGAAUAAUAUUCAUUGCGACAGUAGAGGCUUUUCAAGCAGCAAAAAUGGCAUUCCGACAAUUCAAACUGCGAGUACGGAAAACAUUAUCGCCUUCAUACCUUGGGCCAGAGUCGCUGGAUGACAAUGUGAUGGAUUACAUCAUUCGCAACCUGGAUCUCUAUGAUGUCCAGUCUAGCAUUGAUGAUGUGAUCCGUAGCAUUAGCGUCCAUCCAAAGAUCUCCAUCCUGCCCGAAGUUGACUUUAUAUUGAUCAGCAGUUUUAUCCGUGAAAUUUGUCGUGUAGCCUUUGCCAUGCAGACACUGGAGCCCCCACUUGACAUAGCCUUCACGGCGGAUGGUGAACUCUUCAAUGAGAAUAAGUAUCGCCGCAGCUAUGACUCUGAUUUUACUGCUCCCCUGGUGGUUUAUCACAUCUGGCCAGCCCUGGUAGAAAAUGAUACUGUUAUUGCUAAGGGCGAAGCAUUCACAAAGAGAGGAGCUCUGUGGGCACCCAGUAAAAGCCGAAGCAGGAGUUCCAGUCCGGUUCGUUCUCGUUCCACCAGUCCAGCCCGUGGUCUGUCAUCCCGGAGCCGAAGCCCUUCCCCCGUCAGACGGAGCAUUAGUCCCAGACACUGAAGGACCAAAGUUGAAGAAUUAACAGGUUGAUAGACUUCUGAAAGCUUCCCAAGUAAUGCCAAAAGCAGUUUUAUUGACAGAAGCAAAUAUGUGCAGAAGCCAGAAUAAGAAUCUCUUGUGCCCCUCCCUGACCACCACCUUCUGGCUUCUACCCUUUUCCUUUCCAG